AUGAUGAAAAAGCAGUUCAAUUGGAUGCGGCAGCAGCUAUCCCAUCCCAACAUCACCGGCCGGGCUUCCCCAGUCGCACCUUUCUGCCCUCAGAUCGAGCAGAGGAUCGAGCCAGCCAAGCGAGCAGCUCACAGCGUAUCCAAGAGGCUCCAAGCAUGCCUGCAGGGGCAGUGUGGCUCCGAGAUGGACAAGCGAGUGAAGAAGCUGCCCUUGAUGGCUCUAUCCACAGCAAUGGCCGAGAGCUUCAAGGAACUGGACAUGGAGUCCAGCCUUGGGAAAGCCCUGGAGAUGGGCUGCUGCAUACAGAGCUCACUGGCCAAAAUCCUGGCCGAGUUUGAGAUCACCCUGGAGCGCGAUGUCCUGCAGCCACUCAACAAGCUCAGUGAGGAGGAGCUUCCCAUCAUCCUGAAGCACAAGAAGACCCUCCAGAAGCUGAUUUCUGACUGGAACACAAUCAAGAGCCGGCUGAGCCAAGCUGCCAAGAGCUCCAGUAACAGUGCUGGCACUGGUGCUGGCCCGGGGGCAUCUUCUGCUGCCAACAAACUGGAGAUCUUGAAGGAGGAGGAGGAGGAGUUGAAGAGGAAGGUGGAGCAGUGCAAGGAUGAGUACAUGGCUGACCUCUAUCACUUCUCCACCAAAGAGGACAACUACGCCAGCUACUUCAUCAAAACACACCUCAAGAGCUUGGGCCGGGAGAUCGCGCUGCCCAUCGAAGCCUGUGUCAUGAUGCUGCUGGCCUCCGGCAUGAGGGAGGAGGGACUCUUCCGGCUGGCAGCGGGUGCCUCAGUGCUGAGGAAGCUGAAGAGCAGCUUGGCCAGGGGCGCCAUCACCCCCAUUGCUCCCCCUCCUCUCUCAGGUGCACUGAAGUCCUACCUGCGGGAGCUGCCCCAGCCCUUGAUGACCUUCGAGCUCUACAAUGAAUGGCUCCAAGCGGCCAGCCUAAAGGAUGAUGAGAGCCGCAUACAGAGCCUGCGGGACACCUGCAGCCGCCUGCCCCGCGACAGCUACAACAACCUGAGGUAUCUGAUCAAGUUCUUAGCCAAGCUGGCUGAACACCAGGAGGUGAAUAAAAUGACCCCCAGCAACAUCGCCAUUGUGCUGGGCCCCAACCUGCUGUGGUCACAGCAGAGCACAGGAGACCCCAUGCAACUGGACUUGGCCUCGGUCUCCUCCAUCCAGGUGGUCAGUGUGGUUGAAGCCCUCAUCCAGAAUGCGGAUACUCUCUUCCCUGGAGAGGUAGACUUCAACGUCUCGAGCAUGUUCACACCACCAGCAAACAGCAGACUUAGCAAGGCCACCCCAGUGGAAGAACUGACCCUGGAUCUCCCUCCAGCCAGCACCCCCACUCUGAUGGAUGGAGAGGUCACCUCGAGGGAUCCUGAGGCCAGGUCAUCCCCGGUGGUGACCAGUCCAUCUCCUGAAGCUGCAGGGCCACCAGCUCCAACGUUGACUGACGACACUGCGCACAAAGGUUAG
Nestor notabilis (Kea) is the source of this 1476-nucleotide messenger RNA. It is a transcript of the gene SH3BP1, whose product is annotated as SH3-domain binding protein 1. The transcript has 15 exons. Gene Ontology annotation, biological process: positive regulation of GTPase activity; regulation of actin cytoskeleton organization; regulation of Rac protein signal transduction. Gene Ontology annotation, cellular component: cytosol; intracellular anatomical structure; cytoplasm. NCBI's taxonomy places the organism in Eukaryota, Metazoa, Chordata, Aves, Psittaciformes, Psittacidae. Gene Ontology annotation, molecular function: GTPase activator activity; protein binding. The record is from RefSeq and is a predicted model, not a curated record. The coding region runs from base 1 to 1476 and encodes 491 amino acids.